CUGUGAAGAUCCCUCCUUGAACCGCCCUUUUCUAUCACCAUCGUUUUUCCGACCUCUAAACCUUCGUUUACAUACCUUUCGCUCUCACCGUUUUCUCUGCCUCUUCGGCGUCCCUCUUUGGUCUCAAUCGCGAGACUACCACGUUCCUUACAACCCUUUCGCUCCUUUACCCCAUCCAGCCCUUCAUCUAGCCCUAGAGGCUUGCAUUGUCUGUCCUCAGCGAGGCAAGAAACAAGCAGAGUCUGUAUUCCGGUUGAUCCGUGAACGCGAAUAUCAAUCAACACAUUCGUCCACUGCAACCAGAAUCUAAAUCGUCAACAUGCGUGCCACCAUCAUCGCUGCCCUUGCAGCCGUCGCUGCUGCGGCUCCAGCCGUCACUUAUACUGAGAUCGUAGACGUCUACACCACCGUCUGGGACGACGGCUCCUCCGUUGAGACCCCAGCCCCGUCUCCUGAUUACGCUCAAAGCUGGGGCAAUUGGGAUACGCCAGCGGCUUCUCCGACUCCAGUCCAGGCCGCAACAACCUGGGCUCCGUCCCCAGCUGCAUCCUCGGCUUCCAACUCUUACUCCGGCCAGGCGACUUCUCCGGACUACAGCACCGCUGUGGUCCAGCACCACAAUGCACACCGCGCGAACCACUCUGCUCCAGAUAUUGUCUGGGACGACUCCCUCGCCGCAACCGCCCUGAAGAUUGCCAGCUCCUGCGUCUACGCGCACGACGUGUCUGUUGAUGGUGGUGGAUUCGGCCAGAACAUCGCCGCCGGCGCUCCAGCCAGCAACAUCUCCUCGGUCAUCACUGAUCUCUUCUACAACAACGAGGUCGGUAACUUCGCUGGUCUUUACGGAGAGGCAACUCCAUCCAACAUCAACGACGCGACUGCUUUCGAUGGCUGGGGACACUUUACUCAGGUCGUCUGGAAGGGAAGCACUUCGGUCGGCUGUGCAACGUAUGACUGCAGCGCUUCUGGUCUGGCCAACACUGGCAGCAGCGUCCCACCCUACUUUACUGUCUGCAACUACAAGCCAGCUGGCAACUUCCUCGGCGAGUUCGCAGAUAACGUCGGUGAACCACUCAACAUGCCCUCCAUCUCGUGGGCCAGCACCUAAGCUGAUAGCUGCAUUUGACGAUUUUUUCUCCUUGACUCUUUUUCGUUCGACGUGCCCUUUGGCAACAUUCGAUCUCCCAUUUCUUGGAGCGGUUCAGAGCAUUUGUCGGCCAUUUGACCAUCCAGUAUCAGUUCCUGAUGGGGCUGCUGCUGCUAUUGCUUCAUUUGAUAACUUCUUAACUCCUUUCUCCGUUCCGUAGCAAGGAAAGUCGUUGUUGUCAAGUGAUGCAAGUAUAUGACAAUUCCUUAUUGCGAUGGAUGCGCGGUUUGACAUAUGUAAAUAUAUUUUGAUGGUCUGGGGGCAGUAAAACAGGCAUUUUACCUAGAAAACCCUAUCUGAUCAAAUCCCCUCAGACUAACACGACCUUGGCGUGUGCGGAGCACGAUGGCCUUGCUACUUCAUGACGAAUGCGAUUGAUUGACAGUAAA
This is a messenger RNA of Verruconis gallopava, 1536 nucleotides long. RefSeq lists its product as uncharacterized. The transcript is spliced from 4 exons. Gene Ontology annotation, cellular component: extracellular region. Lineage: Eukaryota; Fungi; Ascomycota; Dothideomycetes; Venturiales; Sympoventuriaceae. The record is from RefSeq and is a predicted model, not a curated record. Bases 320 to 1108 code for a protein of 262 amino acids.